GUAAGGUCGCAAACAGCAAAAGACCGAUUCCCAAGGCAACCUUUCGCGGCAUCCCCAUGACAGUAAAAUAAUCCAAAAUAAUCACUUUCCACUCCUAUGCUUACUUCUGUCACCUCAUUUCCAUAACCGUCGCUAUUAUGUCCUCCUCCUCCUCCGCCAUUCGCUUCCGUCGUCUAGGCACAGCGGCGAUCAUCUCCGCCGUAUCUGGAGGGGCCAUCCUUCUCUCUCCUAAUAUAUCCUCCAGCGACCGAGGCGGUGGACCUGCUCUCGACGCCGUAAGGCAGAGGAUCAAUGAUUUUAAUGCGGUUGUUCCGUCGCGAGCGGCUCAAGAAUCGGCUUUGAUCGCCGCUGGUGCGAACAAUCCUCUUGAUGUUUUGGUGAUUGGUGGUGGCGCCACCGGUUCUGGAGCGGCGCUUGAUGCUGUGACACGUGGACUUCGCGUUGGUCUUGUUGAAAGAGAGGAUUUUUCUUCUGGUACCUCUUCUAGGUCAACAAAGUUAAUUCAUGGAGGAGUUCGCUACCUGGAGAAAGCUGUCUUUAAUCUUGACUAUGGGCAACUAAAGCUAGUUUUCCAUGCACUUGAGGAGCGUAAACAGGUGAUUGAUAAUGCACCACACAUGUGCCAUGCUUUGCCUUGCAUGACACCCUGUUUUAGCUGGUUUGAGACGCUAUAUUAUUGGAUGGGCUUGAAAAUGUACGAUUUGGUCGCAGGACCACGCUUGUUACAUUUGUCUAGAUAUUAUUCUGCUAGGGAGUCCCUUGAACUCUUCCCCACUCUUGCUAAAAAGGGUAAGGAUAGAAGCUUAUGGGGCACAGUGGUGUAUUACGAUGGGCAGAUGAAUGACUCACGUGUUAAUGUCAGUUUGGCCUGUACUGCUGCUUUAGCAGGUGCAGCUGUACUCAACCAUGCUGAGGUGUUAUCUUUGCUAAAAGAUGAGGCUCAUGGGCAUAUAAUUGGUGCACGGAUCCGGGACAAUCUAUCUGGCAAAGAGUUUGACACCUAUGCAAAAGUUGUAGUGAAUGCGGCUGGGCCAUUUUGUGACUCUGUAAGGAAAAUGGUUAACAAAGAUGUACAACCUAUGAUUGCUCCUAGCAGCGGUGUACAUAUUGUUCUCCCUGAUUAUUAUUCCCCAGAGGGAAUGGGCUUGAUUGUUCCCAAAACAAAAGAUGGGCGUGUUGUUUUCAUGUUGCCAUGGUUGGGAAGAACAGUUGCUGGGACUACAGAUUCUAACACUGUCAUAACUGCGCUUCCGGAACCUCACGAGGAUGAGAUUCAGUUUAUACUUGAUGCUAUUUCGGAUUACCUUAGUGUUAAGGUUCGUCGCACAGAUGUUCUUUCCGCCUGGAGUGGUAUUCGCCCAUUAGCUGUGGAUCCAUCAGCAAAGAACACUGAGAGCAUCUCUAGAGAUCAUGUGGUAUGUGAAGAUUAUCCUGGUUUGGUCACAAUCACUGGUGGAAAAUGGACUACUUACCGCAGCAUGGCAGAAGAUGCUGUUGAUGCAGCAAUAAAGUCUGGGAAGCUGAGUCCAUCAAAUGGAUGUGUAACUCAAAACCUGAGCCUUGUUGGUGGAGAUGGAUGGGAGCCUUCAUCAUUCACAGUUCUUGCUCAACAAUAUAAGCGCAUGAAGAAGACAUAUGGUGGGAAAGUUGUCCCUGGAGCAAUGGAUACUGCCGCUGCUAAGCACUUAUCGCAUGCAUAUGGUACAAUGGCCGAACGAGUAGCUGCCAUUGCUCAGAAUGAAGGUCUAGGGAAGCGACUUGCCCAUGGCUACCCUUUUCUUGAGGCAGAGGUCGCGUACUGUGCCCGACAGGAGUAUUGCGAAUCUGCUGUUGAUUUCAUUGCUAGAAGAUCAAGGCUUGCUUUUCUAGAUACUGAUGCAGCAGGCCGGGCACUGCCGCGCGUCAUUGAGAUACUGGCUACUGAGCACAACUGGGAUAAAGGAAGACAGAAGGAAGAGUUAGAAAAAGCCAAAAGAUUCUUGGAGACUUUCAAGUCGUCGAAAAAUGCUCAGUUUCAUGAUGGGAAGCAUUGAUAGUUCUUGAACUAGUGAGCUGGGUUUUUAAGGAGCUCCAUUUCUCUGCUACCUGUAGUUUGCCCCAAUUUUCUUAGCCAAUGUUGAUACAAGGAGUUAUUGACUGCUUUGAUCAGCAGAUUGCUAUAACACAGUGGUUUGAUCCUACACAUCAUAAUUAUCUCUUAAAAUAAUGUUUUAUCAAUCAGGAUUGAUUCCAUAGGUUCCUGUGUUUUACAGAAAGUACAUUAAAUUUGGCAAUAAGUUGCCUGUUAUGCUGACAGUUUCUUCACAUGAAAUUUCACAAUCUUUAAUUUUA
Molecule: messenger RNA, 2331 nt
Organism: Ricinus communis (castor bean)
Lineage: Eukaryota; Viridiplantae; Streptophyta; Magnoliopsida; Malpighiales; Euphorbiaceae
Product: glycerol-3-phosphate dehydrogenase SDP6, mitochondrial
Exons: 7
Coding region: 138-2033 (631 amino acids)
Biological process (GO): glycerol-3-phosphate metabolic process
Cellular component (GO): glycerol-3-phosphate dehydrogenase (FAD) complex; mitochondrion
Molecular function (GO): glycerol-3-phosphate dehydrogenase (quinone) activity
Source: RefSeq, a predicted model, not a curated record